UGACCAUUGCUGUCUCAAUGUUCAGAAAAAAAAAAAAAUGAGUGCUGCCCAGAGACGGCGAGUGAAUGUUCAUCCGAGUGAUGAGCCUGAGUCGGAUUACUCGGGGAUAUUGAACGAGGGUAUUCUCUUACUCGUCUUUGAGUCCAUAAAAUGGGACUUGCAGGUCCUUUGCUUGACUGCUUCGGUGAAUCGCAAGCUUCGAGCUAUAGCGAAACGGUUGUUGUGGCGAAAGCUCUGCGUGUUUCGAGCGCCGUGCAUGGUUGCAGCAUUGGCCAACGGGGCACCUAAUGGAAGAAUUGGUGGUGGAUGGGAUGCGCUCGCGAAGCUCAUGUUUUUCUGCAGCGGUUGUGAGUCGACUCGUCAUUUCAUAGUCAGUCGGGCUAUUCCGGGUCAUUUCACCCGAGCUUCUCGGUUUUCGAAGACUUCGGGUCGGAGUUUCUUGGCCAAGAAGUGUCGGGGCGAUUUGUUGUUCGUGAGUGACCCGUGCGAGCAUCCAAUGGGGGAUAAGGAAGACGAUCUGGGGAUAUUCCGAGGGGUAUUUCGGGGAUUCAUGAGAUCUAAGACAAGAGCCUGUUUGCUCAGACGGCAAGUACCGUUCGACGAGAGAGUGAGGUGCCCUUAUUGUGGGACCCGAGUCUGGAGCAUGACGGCGGCUCGGCUCGUCCCCAAGAGCGCGGCUAGGCGGCUCGGGUCGGGUGACCGAAGGCUGGAGUAUUUCGUUUGUGUGAACGGGCACUUGCACGGGGCUUGCUGGCUCGUACCUCUGUCGUCCGAUGAAGAAGUAUGUGACGAUGGGGAGGAAGACGUCGACGGCGACGACGAUGAUGUGAAUGAAGAUCAUGCCGGCUAUGAUGAGGUCGAUGGGGACGCGUGUAGCCAUCAGACGGUGACAAAUGGAAGCACGAGCUCGUUAGGGGAAGAUGUUUUAGGAGGUGGGCCCAUCGAUUUAUUGCUGAACUUGUAAUUAAUGAUUAAAUUUUUGCGCGUAUUAUAAGAAAGAAACAGAUUAGCGGACCAGAUUGGUUCUCUCUAUGAUUUUUCUUUUUUGUAAUGUAAAAUAUGACGUGUCGAGUCUGGAUUGGGUCCCAUGGCUAUGCUCUUUUGGCCUCAUGUUAGAAACUGAUUUUCUUGGGAUUGAAAAAUAAUGACGUGGAUUUUCUUAUGGAGUUUAAUUGGAACGGAAGCAGCCAAUUGGUUCAUAA
Molecule: messenger RNA, 1202 nt
Organism: Gossypium raimondii (Peruvian cotton)
Lineage: Eukaryota; Viridiplantae; Streptophyta; Magnoliopsida; Malvales; Malvaceae
Product: EID1-like F-box protein 3
Exons: 1
Coding region: 38-964 (308 amino acids)
Source: RefSeq, a predicted model, not a curated record